AUGGCAGAACGCCCCGAAGUGACCAUGGCUGAGAACCUCAGCUUCGGCCAAAACCCAUCCGAGUCCCGAUUGUCGAUACCAACUCCAGCUCGUAUACCCCUCGCCGGAAUUGUGGGCUUCGGCAUCGGAGCGACCCUGGGCCUGGCUCACGGCGGCCGGACUGCGCAGCUCCGUUUCCGCGCGGAGCACGCGCACAAGAUGCCGACCACCACGACGGGUUGGUACCUCUACCACAAGAGCAAGAACUACCACGCCAUGCGAGGCGGUAUUCGCGAGGGUCUGCGUAUGGGUUGCAAACUCAGCUUCUGGACCCUGAUGGCGUUUGGCCUUGAAAGCACCGUCGACCGGUACCGCGGCAAGAGCGACCUCCUCAGCACCGUCUUGGCUAGUUUAACCGUGGCCGGCAGCUUUAGUCUCUGGAACCGCUUCUCCCUCCCCACCGCGGCUCGCACAGCAAGGUACGGCCUGCUCUUUGGACUGGUAUACGGCGGGAUGCAGGACGCUGUCGGCCUUGCCCGCGGCCGGUCCGUCGGAUACGUCGAUUUCAUCCGCCGACGCUUUGGAUCUAACAAAGCGACGAAGCUCGACCAGCAGCAGGCGAGCUAA
Molecule: messenger RNA, 606 nt
Organism: Colletotrichum graminicola M1.001
Lineage: Eukaryota; Fungi; Ascomycota; Sordariomycetes; Glomerellales; Glomerellaceae
Exons: 2
Coding region: 1-606 (201 amino acids)
Source: RefSeq, a predicted model, not a curated record